Molecule: messenger RNA, 879 nt
Organism: Pseudozyma hubeiensis SY62
Lineage: Eukaryota; Fungi; Basidiomycota; Ustilaginomycetes; Ustilaginales; Ustilaginaceae
Product: cutinase
Exons: 3
Coding region: 1-879 (292 amino acids)
Molecular function (GO): hydrolase activity
Source: RefSeq, a predicted model, not a curated record
AUGAAGCGGUCAGUGCGGAGAGGCUUCGGACGGCUGCCAACGGGGAGUGCGAGAGGAUCGGCAAAGGCAGCAGAGUGUCUAAACAGAUCGGACAACUCCAAGGGCGACGAGAUUGCCGCGAACUUUCUGUACGAGAUUCAUAGCCGAUGCUGGUCGCCGGUGGCGGUCACGUUGAACCGUCUGCAGGACGAAAAUAUGUCUGCCACUUUGAGACCGUCGACCUUCGUCACCCUCGUCCUCGCCGCUGCUGGCGCCGUGCAGGCCAUGCCUGCUGAAAAGCGAGCUGCUUGUUCCAAGUACCUCAUCAUCGACACGCGCGGUACUGGUGAGGCGCAGGGACCUUCUGCUGGCUUCCGCACCAUGAACCAGCGCAUCUUCUCCUCCGUGUCCGGCGGUUCCGAGUACGACACUGUUUACCCCGCCGACUACUCGCAAAACUCUGCCUCUGGAACCCAGGACAUCGUCAACAAGGUCAAGUCCACCCUCGCCUCGAACCCUAGCACAUGCUUCAUCCUCGAAGGUUACUCGCAGGGUGCCUCUGCUACAGUCAAUGCCCUGUCGCAGCUCACCGGUGCCAACUUUAAUGCUGUCAAGGGUGUCAUCCUCAUCGGCGACCCUCAGCACAAGCCCAACCUUGCCUGCAACGUCGAUGGCAACGGUGGCAAGACUACCGCUGCUGCAAGUGGCAUCUCGUACUACGGAAACGGCGGUAUUCCCUCCAACUGGGUUUCCAAGUCGCUCGACAUUUGCAUCAGCGGUGACGGUGUUUGUGACCGAUCCUCCGGCUACGGCAUCACGGCUCAGCACCUGCAGUACCCUAACAACGCCAACGUUCAGAGCAUGGGUGCCAACUUCGCUAUCAAGGCUCUCCAGGGAUGA